AUGACUGCAGUUGUCCAGAGGCCCUUGAAAGGUUCCAGGAGGUCCCAUUUUUACCCAGACAAGUCGCUCCCAUCGCUCUCGUCUCUCGACAGCGCGUUCCAGCUUCAGGAAUACAUUUCGCUCCUGAUUCGAUUGGACGUUCAUGACGUCGAGGCCAUCGUCUCUGAGGGCGAGAAGGAAUCAAAGAACGACUUCGCCGUUGACAAGGCGUGCUGGAUCUACGAACAGUUGCGGCGACUCGCGCAGGAUCUCUCAUAUCCGCUCAUUACGCUGCUUCAGCAAGAAUGCACGCGGACGACAUGUCCAGAAAUGAAAGCAGGCGAGUGGCAGUACCUCUGCGUAGCCCAUGGCACCGAUGGCGCCAUGGAGCAAUGCUGUGCCAUCGACUAUAUCCUACACACCAUAGACAGCGCGACCGGGCUCCUCAAUUCACCGAGGGCAUUCCCGUCUCGAAUCUCCAUCCCCUCGGCCUCGCACCGCCACUUCAACUCCCUCGCGCGGCGCCUCAGCCGCAUCUUCGCACACGCCUAUUUUCACCACCGCGAGGUUUUCGAGCAGGCCGAGGCCGACUCGUCACUCUACGCCCGCUUUCUUGCACUCAUCGACAAAUUCGACCUCGUCCCGCGCGAGUUCCUAGUCAUUCCU
Heterobasidion irregulare TC 32-1 is the source of this 645-nucleotide messenger RNA. RefSeq lists its product as uncharacterized. The transcript is spliced from 5 exons. The record is from RefSeq and is a predicted model, not a curated record. Gene Ontology annotation, cellular component: cytoplasm. The annotation marks the transcript as partial. NCBI's taxonomy places the organism in Eukaryota, Fungi, Basidiomycota, Agaricomycetes, Russulales, Bondarzewiaceae.